UGAGAGUGUGAGCGGCCAAGGUGGGACAUCUCUGGAUUUGUGUGCUGUCCACCUUACCUGCAUUAAGAAAGAUGUCUCUAUAUGACAGUUUUUUAUGUGAAGAACAGUUCCAGUGCUCCAUAUGCCUUGAUGUAUUCACCAACCCUGCAUCCACACCAUGUGGACAUAGCUUCUGCAUGCAAUGCAUCACCAAAUACUGGAAUGGAGCUAAGGUUUUCAAGUGUCCUCUGUGUAAAAAGAGCUUUGAAAAGCGACCAGACCUCCAGAUUAACAGAACACUACGAGAGAUCACUGACCAGUAUAAAUCUAUGAAAAAUGGAGUAGUAAAGAAUAAGAGUGGAAGAAAGGGAACUGGAGGGCAUGGAAGCCCGUCAAGCCAUUUAUUUGAUGAACUGAAGAAAAAGCUGUGUCACCCUGUGCGAAAGACUCACCAGACCUUUUCUCGGAAGUACUUUUCAAAGCUCAAGUACAAUCUGGAGGAGUUCUCAGAUUUCAGAGUAGGCAAUUCAGAGUACUUGAUACUGCUGACUGUGUCAGAGCGGACAAUCCAGGACAUGAUUAUCGAGAGAAUCAACAAGAUCGAAGAGAUAAAUAUGUCAGUGACAGAGCUGGAGCUGGCAGUGGACCGAGAGACGGCGGGCAGCGUUUCUCUAUUCUCGAGUUUGGUUUGUUUCAUUGAACGUUCCCAGGCAGAGCUGGUGGAGGCGAUGGAGAUCAGCCGGAAGGUGGCACAGCGCCAUGCUGAAUCCAUGACAAGGCAGCUGGAACAGGAGAUCGAACAACUAAAGAAGAGACAAAGCGAGCUUUCCAAGCUUGCCCAAUCAGAUGAUCAUUUAUACUGUGUGAAAACGUUCCCAAUUCUGUCCAGCCCUCCACCUACCAAAGACUGGUACAAAGUGUCGGUGAAUUCUGACCUGGGGACAGAGUCCAUUUACAUGUCUAUAUUAGCUCAGGUGGAGAAGUUUGCCAAAGAGCUGAAGAAUAUCACAGAAAAAGUGGAUGUAACUCUGGACUCCAGUACCGCCCAUCCAAGACUGGUGCUGUCAUCAGACCUGAAAAGUGUGAGGUGUGGAGAUCGACACCAACUGGUGCCAGACAACCCAGAGAGGUUUGAAAAAGUUGUCUGUGUUAUAGGGAGGGAGCCAAUCUCUUCUGGAAAACAUUAUUGGGAGGUGGACGUGACAGGGAAGACUGACUGGGACCUGGGUGUGGUCAAGUAUUCCGUCAGCAGGAAGGGGAAGAUUGAAUACACCCCAGACAAUGGAUUCUGGUUCCUCAGUUUAAGAGACAA
Messenger RNA from Pundamilia nyererei, 1291 nucleotides. RefSeq names its product tripartite motif-containing protein 7-like. The record is from RefSeq and is a predicted model, not a curated record. NCBI's taxonomy places the organism in Eukaryota, Metazoa, Chordata, Actinopteri, Cichliformes, Cichlidae. The transcript has 10 exons. Gene Ontology annotation, molecular function: protein binding. The annotation marks the transcript as partial.